Misgurnus anguillicaudatus (oriental weatherfish) is the source of this 4471-nucleotide messenger RNA. Lineage: Eukaryota; Metazoa; Chordata; Actinopteri; Cypriniformes; Cobitidae. The record is from RefSeq and is a predicted model, not a curated record.
AUGAGUGGAUAUAAAGUAACAGACCUGAACCUCCCUAUAAACAUCAGUAACUCAUGCACAGAUGUGAAUGAAUGUGAUGAGAUUCCUGAGAUCUGUGGUCCAAACUCAAUCUGCAACAACACUGAUGGGAGUUACGAUUGCUGGUGUAUGAGUGGAUAUAAUGUAACAGACCCAAACCUCCCAAUAAACAUCAAUAACCCAUGCAGAGAUAUUUAUGAAUGUCUUGACCCAUCAUCAGUGUGUGGGCCGAACGCUUACUGUCACAAUUACAAUGGAAGUUACUCAUGCUCUUGUUGGGAAGGAUAUAAGAUCACUGAUGUAUCUCAAAAUAUUAGUGACAGUAACCCUUGCAUUGAUGUGAAUGAAUGUGGUGAGAUUCCUGAGAUCUGUGGUCCAAACUCAAUCUGCAACAACACUGAUGGGAGUUACGAUUGCUGGUGUAUGAGUGGGUAUAAUGUAACAGACCCGAACCUCCAUAUAAACAUCAGUAACCCAUGCACAGAUGUGGAUGAAUGUGCUAAGAUUCCUGAGAUCUGUGGUCCAAAAUCAAUCUGCAACAACACUGAUGGGAGUUACAAUUGCUCCUGUAGGAGUGGAUAUAAAGUAACAGACCUGAACCUCCCUAUAAACAUCAGUAACCCAUGCACAGAUGUGAAUGAAUGUGAUGAGAUUCCUGAGAUCUGUGGUCCAAACUCAAUCUGCAACAACACUGAUGGGAGUUACAAUUGCUGGUGUAUGAGUGGAUAUAAUAUAACAGACCCAACCCUUCCUUUAAGCAUCAGUAACCCAUGCAGAGAUAUUUAUGAAUGUCUUGACCCAUCAUCUGUGUGCGGGCCGAAUGCUUACUGUCACAAUUACAAUGGAAGUUACUCGUGCUCUUGUUGGGAAGGAUAUAACAUCACUGAUCUAUCUCAAAAUAUCAGUGGAAGAAACCCAUGCAUUGAUGUGAAUGAAUGUGUUGAGAUUUCUGAGGUCUGUGGUCCAAACUCAAUCUGCAACAACACUGCUGGGAGUUACAAUUGCUGGUGUAUGACUGGAUAUAAUGUAACUGACCUGAACCUCCCUAUAAACAUCAGUAACCCAUGCAAAGAAGAAUCAAAAUCUACAGUGAAACCUCCAACUACAGUGAAACCACCAACUACAGUGAAACCAUCAACUACAUUGAAAUCACCAGCAUCAACUACAGUGAAACCUCCAACUACAGUGAAACCACCAACUACAGUGAAACCAUCAACUACAUUGAAAUCACCAGCUGCAACUACAGUGAAACCACCACCACCAGCUACAUUAAAGCCACCAUCACCUACAGUCAAACCACCAACAGUUAUUAAAAUGGCAAUGAGAAUAAAUCUAAUUUUUGACACCAGUCUCACCAACAAAGCUGAUCCAAAGUACAUAUUAUAUGUACAACUCAUUACAUCCGCAAUUGAAAAUAGUUACAAGAAUCUGCCCAACUUCAUUAAAGGUUCAGUAAUAGUCAUUGGCUUCAGGUCUGGUAGCAUAAUAGCAGACUACACGAUUAAUGCAACCAACAAUAAUCUGGAUGUUUCAUCAGUAAACACACAGGUUUCAGACACUCUAGCAGCUCAAGGAAUCCCCUUAGCUCAGGAUGCUUUUUCUGAAAAUGUGGAAACUGGUCUGACAAACAGAGAUAAGUUUUUUCCUCAGCAAAAUGUGGAACUGAGGUGUACGCGUCCAAAUUCUGUUGUGGGAGCAAUAAAAUGGAGUGUGAAUGAAAAAGAUCUUGCAGGAAACAGUGCAAAAUACACCAUUACAAGUGACGACAAUGGUAGCACUCUCAUUGUAAAAAAUGCAACUGAAAGUGACAGUGGUAGAUACUCAUGUAUCAUAGAAAGGUCCACAAUACCUUACAUUCAGUGGCAAACCGUUACUAUUAAACCACUUCCUAAUAUUAUAGUGGACAAAACUGAUAUAAAGCUUCAGUGUAAAGACCAGACUGUCCAACUGAAAUGCUGUGCAGAUGGUUACACAGUUGAGUGGAUUUCUAGUGGUGCCACAAAGGAUUCAGGAUCUAGCUGCAUCACAUUAAAUCAUGAAAUCUUAAACACAAAGUGUGGGUCUAAAGAAAAACUCACAUGCCGACUAAAGGACAUGCCAGAAUUACAAACAUUCGUUUAUAGCAACAGGACAGUCCAAGUUCAGACAGUCAGUGAGUUUGACUGUAUAAAUAACACGCUUGGAGUUGGAAAAAUAGGUGACAUUGUUACGGGCCUGUGUGAAAAUGGCCUGGAAGGCCUCAUUACUUAUGAAUGUCAACAGAAAAAUGUCACAAAUGAAUGGACAGAAGUACAGAGAGAUUGUGUUGUUAAAGCUGUCAAAGACCUUAAGAGGAGAUCUGAGGUUUUAGGUGUAAAUGAUAUCCCAGUGUUUAUGACAGAUCUCAGUAACACUGCAGUGCAGAAUAAUACUGCAAUAACACAAUCUCCUGACACUGUCCAAACCAUUGUUGGCAUACUUCACACAAUUGCUGGUAUCUCACAAACUAUUACCAUCAGUCAACCUGUGAUGGAGAAUUUUCUUAAAACAGUGGACAUCAUUGUAUCAGAUGCAUCUAAAAACACAUGGACAGAAUUGAACAAUAACAACAAAACAGAAAACAAAAGCACUGAACUUCUUCAAGCUAUUGAGACUAUAAGUGAUCGUCUCUCAAAUAAUAAUUUUACAAUAAAUGAAACCUCCAUUCAGUUAAAUAGAGCACUAAUUACAAACUCAUUCACUGGAUCAUCUUCACUGCCAAACUCAACUACUCAGAUUGUGAUACCAAAGGUUCUUAAACCGACCCUCAUAACCACUAUUAUCUUCACAAAACUUGAUAAUGUUUUACCAACUCGAAAUACUUCUAAUAAUGACAACAAGACAUCAGAAAACCAAAUCAAUGGAGACGUGGUUGUUGUUAGAGUUAAUAACGCAAUUAGCAACAUUUCAUUUGCUUUCGAUACCACAAAUACAUCAUUGAAAAAUCCUCAGUGUGUCUUCUGGAACUUUUCUCUGGAUCGAUGGGAUUCCUCUGGAUGUAAACUCAAGCGCUCAGAGAAUAACAUGGUUACAUGUGAAUGCGACCACACAACCUCUUUUUCAAUCCUGAUGUCACCGUUUGCAAAUGAUAGCCCUGCCUUAGCCUAUAUCACAUACAUUGGUGUAGCUAUUUCAAUAGCCAGCUUGAUUCUGUGCCUCAUCAUUGAGAUAAUUGUGUGGAAGUCAGCAACAAGAAAUGACACGUCGUACAUGCGUCACGUCUCAAUAGUCAACGUCGCUGUGUCGCUGCUGAUCGCAAACAUCUGUUUUAUCAUCGCAGCUGCAAUUGCAGAACAAGAACAACCAACCUCAGUGGGUCGCUGCAGUCCAGUAGUUUUCUUCAUGCACUUUUUUUACCUGGCUGUUUUCUUCUGGAUGUUCAUUUCAGCACUUUUGCUCCUUUACCGCACCGUCAUGGUCUUUUCUCAGAUGUCAAGAACUAUUAUGAUGGUCAUUGCCUUCAUGGUUGGCUAUUGUGCACCUUUGCUCAUAGCGGUUAUUACUGUCGCAUCCACAGCUGGACCUCAACACUAUGUCACAAAAGAAAAUGCAUGUUGGCUGAACUGGUUUGAAUCUAAAGCCCUGCUGGCAUUUGUGAUUCCAGCUCUGACCAUUCUUGCCUUUAACCUCCUGGUUUUGAUUGUGGUUGUGUGUAAGAUGAUAAGAAGAGGAGUUGGUGCUACAACUCAUGCUGAUGAAAAACACACUCUUUCGGUUAUUGCCCGAUGUGUGGCCAUUCUGACUCCUCUCUUUGGUCUAACAUGGGGAUUUGGCAUUGGAACCAUGGUUACGCGUGAAUUAGGCAUUCAUGUGGUGUUUGCGCUCCUCAAUUCACUGCAGGGAUUCUUUAUUUUGGUGUUUGGAGUGCUUCUAGACAGCAAGAUCCGUGAGAUAUUGGCAGGAAAGUUGUCACUGAGGAACCUUACCAGCUCCAACCGUACCAGGAGCACUACUGCAGGACCAUCUUCAAGUGCACUGGAUUUUUUCAGAAGGAGAAGAAAUGUGUACAACGUAUCUGUAGCAAAUGCUUCCUCAGGAGCUACAUCUUCAAACAGCUCCAGUGAUGCAUAUAAUUCAUUUAAUCCUUAACUACUUCAUGAUCUAAUGCCAGAGGACCUUUCCAAAAGUGUUUCCUUUCUGUGUCUGUUACCUGCUUUCAUCUUUCAUGAUAAAUACAAAAAAAGUGUAUGGGGUGCUAUUGGGUAUUUCGUUUUUCAAAAUACAAACAAAGCUGUGUAACUAUUGUAGAAGUAUAUUAUUCAUACUGUAUCAUCUUUCUGUCAUAAAUUAAAGUCAAAUCUUGCCAGUAAUCAUAGUUAGUUAAUUGGUAAUUAUUAAUAAAUGAAUUUUAAAUUGACCUUUUAACAAGAUAUAACUGUCUUACCUACACUGUCUUGUUUUCAAACAAUCACCAAUAAUAAAAUUUUAAAUGUUA